Messenger RNA from Nematolebias whitei (Rio pearlfish), 2185 nucleotides. RefSeq names its product ceramide kinase (gene cerk). Gene Ontology annotation, molecular function: kinase activity. The transcript has 13 exons. The coding region runs from base 98 to 1687 and encodes 529 amino acids. NCBI's taxonomy places the organism in Eukaryota, Metazoa, Chordata, Actinopteri, Cyprinodontiformes, Rivulidae. The record is from RefSeq and is a predicted model, not a curated record.
UGUUUCAAACUCGCAGCCGCACGCUCUGACCUGCGAGGAGUCAAGUGAACGCAGCAGGGGUUCUGGGCCGUGAGAUGUCAGGACAGAGACAUUAAUAAUGACGGGACAGAGAGACAACAUGGACAACCAGCCGUCCUUACUGUCCUCGAAGCUCCUACUGAACGACAGACAGGUAGAAGUUCUUCUGUCUCGCGCUUCUCUUACGUGGAAAGAAAUUCGGAAGGGCAAAGAGGGACUUUAUUCUAUUUUUGGAACAGCAAACAGCCACACCGUGCAGGUGUGUGACAUCGUCGCUGUCCACAAGACAGAAGAUGAGAGUGAUACCGAAACCGAGAGGCGACGGAAAAAGACGGAGCAGCACGUGUUCACAGUUUCCUUCGUGAGGAAGCUCCGCCCACACCAGAAGCAGUGCAGCGACGUCACAUUUCACUGUGCCAACCAGGAGCAGUGUGAGCAGUGGGUCCGAGCCACGAACGAGCUGCUGUCAUUACUCACCGACCGUCCAAAGAGCCUGCUGGUGUACAUCAAUCCAUACGGAGGAAAGCAGCGUGGGGAGCGUAUUUACGAGCAGAAGGUGGCUCCGGUGUUCCGGCGAGCCGGCAUCUUUACGGACGUGAUUGUUACAGAGCGAGCUAAUCAUGCCAGAGACCACUUGAAAACAGAGGCCGAUCUAGACAAAUAUGACGGGGUGGUCUGUGUGGGCGGAGAUGGGAUGUUCAGUGAGAUCCUGCAUGGGUUGGUUACCAGGACCCAAACGGACCACAAUGUAGACCAAAACCAGACAGAAGCUGAAUUGGUGCCAUGUUCUUUACGCAUCGGGAUCAUCCCUGCAGGGUCGACUGAUUGUGUCUGCUUCGCCACUGUGGGAACAAACGAUCCAGUUACUUCCGCCUUACACAUCAUUGUGGGUGAUUCCCAGCCCAUGGACGUGUGUUCAGUUCACCACAAUGACGUCUUCCUCAGAUACUCCGUCUCUUUGCUCGGCUAUGGUUUCUAUGGGGAUUUACAGGCAGACAGUGAGAGACGGAGAUGGCUCGGACCUACCAGAUACGACCUGUCAGGAGUAAAAACCUUUCUGCGUCACAACUUCUAUGAAGGCAGCAUCUCUUUCUUCCCUGCUGAGGACAGCGCUGGACACCCAAGGGAUAAGCUGCCAUGUCGAUUUGGGUGCCGCAUCUGUCAGGACUCAAAGGAUGAGCAGAACGAGAUGUCAGCAGAGAAGAAAAAGUCUGGUGACGACAGCGGCGGAGGUUGGAGGACGCUUAACGGUAAAUUUAUCGCCGUCAACUCGGCUAGCAUGAGCUGCGCGUGUCCACGGUGUCCAAAGGGCCUGUCGCCCUCCGCCCACCUCGCCGAUGGCACCACGGACCUGAUCCUGGUCAGGAAGUGCUCCCGUCUGGACUUCUUUAAACACCUCCUCCGACACACCAACAAGCACGACCAGUUCGACCAUCCGUUUGUGGAGGUCCACCGGGUAAGAAAGUUCAGCUUCCAGCCUCGAUGCCACGACUUCACAUCGCCUGAAGAACCGAUCGAACACCCAAAAACAACAAGCUUCAGCUCCGCCCAAACAAGCGCCGUCAGCUGCUGGAGCUGUGAUGGAGAACUCCUGCAACAGGCUGCCAUUCAAGUCAGUGUCCAGCACCAGCUGAUCCGGCUGUUUGCUCGGGGCAUCGAGGAGCAGUGAGGAGCAGCAGCCAGAGCGACGUGAAAGAAAAAAGAUAGAACAAAGAAGAUUCCCCGUAAACAAACAUUGAAUCCCAAAACCUGGGACUGAAUAAUCUCUAAAAAGUAGAAUCGCAGAACUGAUAGGAACAUUUAAAUUUAAUAGUUUUUGCAACUGUGACCCCAUUUAAACCCAAAUCUUUUCUUUUUUUAUGUUUUUCUUUUGACAAAUGAAACGGAGAGGAUCUCAAAAAGAGCCGAACUCUUACCGCAGCCGCUGCAGAAGCUUUCCAUGCUGCUAUAAAGGACAUUAAAGAAGGACUCAUUCUGUGAAGAGAUGGUAAAGGAGAAGCUUUGUGGGAGGGAUACAGAAAAAUGCCAUAAAGUUCACCAAUGAACUUUGAAAACACACAUAUACACGGGGGCUGAUCUUUCUUUUUGGGAAUGAAAAGGUUUGACCCAGGUGAAAGCUGAUACGAGCCGCAGGCGCUAAUAAAAAGAGGUAAAUAGCUGCUAAUAC